CCUGCCACUACCCCCGGAUCCCCCCCACCCCACCCCAGGAGCAGCUAAAGCCGCUUUCGAGCCGGAGCCGAGCCCCUUGGAGCAACCACGUGUACCCGCAGGGAGAGGACAGGAGCCGGGGGUCUCUCACCGAAGGAAACGGUGUAACACUGGUCCCCGCUGAACCUGACUGGUCCCCACUUGACGUUGUAACGGCAGACGGAGCUGAAGUUGACCGCCUGGAAAUAGCAUUGAGAUCCUGGACAAUUCUGAAACUGACUGACUGCAAUAUUACACCAGCAGUAGUCACCAUGGCUGGGAAAGAUGAGAAUCUUUUGGCAAAUAUUAACAGUGCCUUCUUGAAACUCAGCAAGGCUGAGGAAGUGAAGAGGGACAACCUGCUUAUGAUGCAACCUUAUGCCAACUGGGAGGAGUUCCUGAUGCCAGCUCCAAUGUCAGUUGCAAUCCUCGGGGAAUUAAUCAUCAUCUCUUCCACGACUGAUUUCCCUGUAAACAAGCACACCCCAGACAGGCAAUAUCAACACAUCAAAUAUCCUGAAUCAUUCCGUACCUGCCUGAUGCAGGUCAGUAACCAGGGCUGGAAGUGUUUUAACUUGGCUCAUAAAAACAUGGACCAGAUCCGGCUUCACUCCCAGAGUGUUCCUAUGCACCUGAAGAAUGCAGUGAAGACCUUGAUGCAAGGUGAGCAGCAGAGUAUGGAGAGGUUGCUCCCUCUGCAGUUGGGCAGCAUUAAGGCUGUUGCUGAUGACUGUGUUGGCCUAGCCCAGGAGGUAGAGAAAAGCUUCUCCUCUGUUACUGACUUGAUCCAUGAGUUGCUGGAGGCUUGCACCAGCGCCAAGGGCAUGUAUGAGGAGGAAUGCAAGGUAGUUCAGCAUUCCCUGGAGGAUGCCAAACUUCGAAAGGCCACAGCAGAGAAAGAGAAGAGGCAGGCAGAUGAAUAUUUCACCAGAAUGAACAAACAGGUCGAGGAGGCCCAUGAUGCCUACAAGAGGGCACUGGAGUCUGCUCCCAGUGAGUGGGGGGUCAUGGGCAUGUUUGCCGUGGAGAAUUCAAUCAAUAUGGUCAGCAACCUGGUGAGUGGCUUCAUGUCAAUGGUGACGGCAGACCCAGUGAGCCUGUCUACCACAGUGGUGGAGACCUUGGCUAAUGUUAGCAAUGUCAUUGCUGAAAAAGUGAAGAAUAAAGAGCAAGCAAAAGCUCCCAGCCAGCAACCAGAGCUGGACCCUGUGGCUGCCAGCAGUGUGCUCUCAAAAUCCAGUGAGCUGCUGUUAGCCACUAUCAAACUUCAGGACCUGCUGUCGGAUGAUGCCAAACUGAAUCUGGAUAAACUCCUGGAUCGUGUGACUGGCAGUGUGAACUCCGACAUCUCAAGGCACAUGUUCCAGAGGAUUAAAACCGAGAUCAAUCUGGAGGAGGACUGCAGCCCCAAGGAAGCAGCGCUGACUUUGUGCAGGAAGGGCAUUGCCAUCUGUGAGAAGCUGGAGGAGAUUGGACAGUGUGAGAAGCCGAGUGAGGAGCAGAUGGAGCGGGUGGCUGUGAGGAUCGGGGAGCUCUAUGGGAAAGUGGUCAAGUUCAGUGCAGGCUGCAUGACCACCAACAACUCGACAGUACUCCCCCAGACUGCCCCAAACCUCUCCAAGGCAGCAGGGGAGCAGGAUCCUGAGGACAAGAGCAUGGUGCACACCGUGGUGACCCAGGCCAGAUUAAAGAUUGAGAAUGCCAAGGCACAUUUGGAUAACACCCGGACAGAGUAUGAGAGGAGCUUCGAAGCAAUGAAGCAGAGUAACAAGGAGCUGGAUGAAAUCCUGACUAUGAUGAGGAAAUGUCAGGUGACAAAGAUUGACUUUGAUGUGACGUUGAAGAUGUUGACCCAAGGUCUGGAUGCCUUGGGGCGGGUGAGAGAGCAAUGGACCAAGAUGAUUCGCUUCUUCGAAAUGGUUUCCAACUUGAUCCAUAUUUGCCUCACCAAAACCCUGAAAAAGUUUGUCACUGACAGUGACGAGAUCCAAGCAAUCAAGGGGUACAACCAGCAGCAACACAUCCGAGAUUUAAUUUAUGCCCAAGCCUUUCAGGCAACCAACAUAUCCCACCUGGUCAAUAUGAUCUCCAGAACCUAUGUGGAGAUUUCUAGCAAGUAUCUGAUGGACCGAGUGACCAGCCUGGGCCGGCUAAUCACCCUUGACCCUGAAGAUGCUGAAUUCCAGAGUGAACGGCAGCUGCUACAGCAAGGCUGUGCUGAGGCCCGUCAGAUGAUCAUGGAGCGGGUGCUGAGCAACAAGGAGCAGUUUGAGACUCGGAUCCAGCAGCGUAUCGAGGUCAUUGACUCGGAGUUAAAGGCAGUGCUGCCUCCUGCCUCUAAGGUGGAGUUGCAGGCAAUCGCGUGCUCCCUGAGCCAGGAAACCCAGUCCAUCUUCAGGGAGAUUACAGAGGAGGAGGACGAUGGUCAGUGGGCCUGAGGGAGCAAGGGAAGUUUCAGUGGCAAUGGAGGUUUGGAAGAAGUGUUUGGAGCCAGUGCUGAAAGGUGUGGAGCUAUGGCUGCAGCAUUUCCGGAGCUGGCAAUAUAUUUGUUUGGUUCCCUCUGUCUGUUACGGAGUUUCGGGAUUUGAAGCUUUAUUGUUGGGCUGUAACAUUCAUCUGUGAGACAGCACAGAGACCACCCCCCAGCUGGAACAGCCCCUUAUCCAUUCUGAUCCACUCUUCUACCUCUGACAGCUUAUCCAAUUGGUCAGGAAAAAGAAUUACAAGAAAUAAUGAAACAUUCCAAGCUGAAAUUAAGCAUUACUAUAUUUCUAAAGCCUGGACAAACAAUACGCAUGUUACAAUCUGUUACAGUCCACGUGUUACAAUCAAAUCCAAUGGCUGGAUCUUUCAUUAACACCAAUAUAACUGUCCAAUCAAAAGCCGAAUUGAGCUAAAAUUAUUCAGUGAAACACCCAAAUUUUUCGCUCAAACCACAGCAGCCUACUUUGACAAUGUGUGUCUGUAUAAACUUCCUACAGUAAUUUACAAAUACAGAUACCAUCAGACCCUUUUUUCAUCAUAAUAAUUCUGAGAUUUAUUUAAUAUGGCCUUCUUUCCUGCUCUCUCUCUCAUUUUAUGACCAAAGGAGACUUCAACAACCAAGGGGCACAUGGGUUGAUAGCCAAGGAGUAACAUUGUUAGACUAUUAAUUCGGGGACCUGGGUUCAAAUCUGCCACAGCAGAUGGUGGAAUUUGAAUUCAGUAAAAAUCUGGAAUUAACAGUCUAAUGGAGAGCAUGAAUCCAUUGUCAAUUGUUGGGAAAACUAAUUUGUUCACUGAUGUCCUUUAGGGACGCAAAUUGCUAUCUUUACCCCUGGUGUGGUCUACAUGUGACUCCAGACUCUCAGCAAUGUGGUUGAUUUGUAACUGCCCUCUGCACAAUUAGGGGCAGGCAAUAAAUGCCUAGCUAGUGAUGCUCACACCCUGUGAGUGAAUAAACAACAUCCAAGUGUCUUGUUAUUGACAUUUUCACAAAAGCUUGCAAUGAUAUUAAAGGUUUAUCUGGUAAAGUC
Rhincodon typus (whale shark) is the source of this 3533-nucleotide messenger RNA. RefSeq lists its product as uncharacterized. Bases 291 to 2456 code for a protein of 721 amino acids. The record is from RefSeq and is a predicted model, not a curated record. The transcript is spliced from 4 exons. NCBI's taxonomy places the organism in Eukaryota, Metazoa, Chordata, Chondrichthyes, Orectolobiformes, Rhincodontidae.